AUGAUCGAAGACAAUCUUAUGAUAUUUGAAUUUUUUGAAGAAGCUCAAAGCAGGAUCUCUGAUAGCAGGAAGCGAAAACUCCAAGUUUAUGAACGGAAAAACGAGAAUUCGAGAAAUACAGAAGAAGAGACUCGAUAUGAAGUUGGUGGGCUUACUUAUUAUCGUAACCGCGUCGCUUCUGGUUGUGCCGCCAAUGCUUCCGCCAUUGCCGCCACCACCGAUGAUGUUGAUGUUCUUUCCGGUGGGGAUUCUGGCGCUUCUUAUGUUAUUGGUGAUCCCGCCGGUUGA
Lactuca saligna is the source of this 288-nucleotide messenger RNA. Lineage: Eukaryota; Viridiplantae; Streptophyta; Magnoliopsida; Asterales; Asteraceae. The record is from the annotation of a GenBank genome assembly.